This is a messenger RNA of Sorex fumeus (smoky shrew), 1097 nucleotides long. RefSeq names its product Yip1 interacting factor homolog A, membrane trafficking protein (gene YIF1A). Gene Ontology annotation, cellular component: COPII-coated ER to Golgi transport vesicle; endoplasmic reticulum membrane; Golgi membrane. Bases 183 to 1064 code for a protein of 293 amino acids. NCBI's taxonomy places the organism in Eukaryota, Metazoa, Chordata, Mammalia, Eulipotyphla, Soricidae. Gene Ontology annotation, biological process: endoplasmic reticulum to Golgi vesicle-mediated transport. The transcript is spliced from 8 exons. The record is from RefSeq and is a predicted model, not a curated record.
GCCAAUGGCAAGCCGGCGAGGGGUGACGCCGCGGACAUGGCGGCUGCGGUCGGGCCGGCCGGGGACGUGUCGGUCCGCUCGCUAACCUCUCUCCGUGCUCGGUGAGCGGAGCAGCUGCUCGUUGGUAGCGGUCCCCGCGAGGCGGAGCAGCGGGACGUCGGGGAGAAGCGAGCGUGGCAGCCAUGGCUUAUCACUCGGGCUACGGAGCCCACGGCUCCAAACACAGAGCCCGAGUGGCUCCAGACCCGCCUCCCCUCUUUGAUGACACCAGCAGUGGUUACUCCAGCCAGCCCGGGGGUUACCCCGCCCCAGGAGCCGAGGUGGCCUUCAACGUCAACCAUUUGCUUGGGGAUCCAAUGGCCAACAUGGCUAUGACCUAUGGCAGCUCCAUUGCAUCGCAAGGGAAGGACAUGGUGCACAAGGAGCUCAACCGUUUCGUGUCGGUGAGCAAACUCAAGUAUUUUUUUGCGGUGGACACAGCCUACGUGGCCAAGAAGCUGGGGCUGCUGGUCUUCCCCUACACGCACCAGGACUGGGAAGUGCGCUACAGCCGGGAUGUGCCUCUGCCCCCGCGCCAGGACCUCAACGCCCCGGACCUCUAUAUCCCCACAAUGGCCUUCAUCACCUACGUCCUGCUGGCCGGCAUGGCCCUGGGCCUUCAGAAAAGGUUCUCCCCAGAGGUGCUGGGCCUGUGUGCGAGCACGGCGCUGGUGUGGAUCGUGAUGGAGGUGCUGGCUCUGCUCCUGGGCGUCUACCUGGCCACCGUGCGCAGCGACCUGAGCACCUUCCACCUGCUGGCCUACUGCGGCUACAAAUACGUGGGGAUGAUCCUCAGCGUGCUCACGGGGCUGCUCUUCGGCAGUGACGGCUACUACGUGGCCCUGGCCUGGACCUCAUCCGCCCUCAUGUACUUCAUCGUACGCUCCCUGCGGACGGCAGCCCUGGGCCCUGACAGCAUGGGGGGCCCCGCGCCCCGGCAACGCCUGCAUCUCUACCUGACGCUGGGCGCGGCGGCGUUCCAGCCCCUCAUCAUCUACUGGCUCACCUUCCACCUGGUCCGGUGACCCCCGCCCCGCACAUUGAAGACGUAGUUUCCA